CUGGCUCGAAGAUUCGCACCCUGACUGUCACUUUCUUCAUCGCCGACUCCGUGCGCUCCGCCGCGGAGAUGGCCGCCGCCCUCCGCGCCGUCCUGGCCGUGGUGCUGCCUCUGCUCUCGGGCGCCAUCAUCGUCAAAGAGCUGCCCAACUCCACCGAUGCGAGGGCCGCGGAGCAGCCCCAGCAGAUGGCCCUGAUCCAGGACGGAACACGCGGCCGUCGCCGCGCACAGCUCCGGGAUUCCGUUCAUCGGGACCUCGGUGCAGCUCUCGCUGACGCAGAUCAUCGAUCCGAUUAAGCAGAGCCUGCUGAGGCUCAAGGAGUGGAUCGUCACGCAGCUGGCGUCGCUGGACGCGGGCCUCACUAAGACCCAAGAGAUGCCCGAGAAGGCGCUCGAGGUGUUUGCGACAAAACUCAGCGCCCUUUUCGAGGCGAUUGACCUGCAGCUGCAGCCAGUCACCAGCAAGCUGUCGGCCGACAGCCCGGCCAUAGAUGGCCUGAGCAAGGUGCUCACGGCCACCGGCCAUCCGGGUGUCGCAGACAAGAUCACCGAGGUCAUGGACGCGAUGAGCAAGCAGGUUCAAGCGUACGAGAAGACCUUGAGCAGCAGCGCCGACGUCGCGGACGGCCUGAAGAACCUGACCAAGGACGACUGGCACAAGGCAGGCCCGAAGAUUGAGGAGCUGAAGAAGUACCUGGACACGGGUGCGUCCGCGAUCAAGUCCUUUGGGGACACGCUCCAGGCAAAGGUCGAGGAGGCGCUCACGGUGCUUGCCGGCAGCCUCGGCGUCGAGGCCUCCGUGUUCUCGCCGAUCUCGCAGGCCGCCGGCGACGGCUGGCACUACCUGGGAGACUCCUCGACGGCCCUGGCCGCUGGCAUCGUGUCCUCCUCGCAGAUGCUCCCCCCUGAGAUCAAGGAUCUGACCCGCAGCCCGACAAGGCGCACUCGGGGGCCGCCGCGGGCGGCGCCCUCCUCGGCUCCCUCGGCGCGGCGCUGGCGGCCGCGCUCGUGCUGUCGGCGUGAGGCGGCGGCCUGCGGCCUGCCCGCACGGAGCCGCGCCUCACGGAGCUCCUCUGCGCUACGCUUCUGUGUCGUGUCGACGCUGCGAGGGGCUCCGCCGCGGGCACUCCAGGCUGAGCGCGGCCCGUGGCCCAGAGUCGGCCAAGAUGGCAUGAAUCUGGCGAUGGAGAGGCCGCCGAUCGUUCAAGGGUGAACCGACCCACAUCAUGGUUUCAGAAACCAACGCCCGGGCCGUCACGACACGGACCUGCCGUCCUCCGCCCGCGCUGCCUGCGGCCGCGGCGGACCUGGCGUCUCGCGGAGCUCAUUUUGAUCAUCGAGGAUCGGGCGUCGAGGCGCGAGGAUGCCGAUCGCCACUUUGGUGCUUUCGGGAGGCGCCACGUUGCCGCGGCUGGAUUCGUUUCGACUUGCGCCGGUC
Messenger RNA from Prorocentrum cordatum, 1437 nucleotides. NCBI's taxonomy places the organism in Eukaryota, Dinophyceae, Prorocentrales, Prorocentraceae. The record is from the annotation of a GenBank genome assembly.